AUGCGUCAGUACUCAGUAAGUCAACCACCAAAAGAAAAAAGAAAAUACAGUAAUAUUCGUCAGUAUCACGAAGAUUACUUAAAAAUGGGAUUUUCUUGUACUGGUGAUACAGAUAAUCCUCGUCCAUGGUGCGUUGUAUGUGGUGAAAAAUUGUCAAAUGAAGCAAUGGUACCCAGUAAACUUAAACGUCAUUUGUUUACUAAACAUUCACAUUUGAUCGACAAAAAUAUAAAAUAUUUUCAACGUUUAUUAAAUUCACAAAAUAAACAAAGUAAAAAUAUGACAACAAUUGUAAAAAUUUCUGAUAAAUCUCAAGAAGCGAGCUAUGUAGUAGCAGAGCUUGUGGCUAAAACAAUGAAACCACAUACAAUAGGUUAA
Macrosiphum euphorbiae (potato aphid) is the source of this 378-nucleotide messenger RNA. The record is from the annotation of a GenBank genome assembly. Lineage: Eukaryota; Metazoa; Arthropoda; Insecta; Hemiptera; Aphididae.